This is a messenger RNA of Armigeres subalbatus, 5076 nucleotides long. RefSeq lists its product as uncharacterized. The transcript has 2 exons. Gene Ontology annotation, biological process: DNA integration. The record is from RefSeq and is a predicted model, not a curated record. Lineage: Eukaryota; Metazoa; Arthropoda; Insecta; Diptera; Culicidae. Gene Ontology annotation, molecular function: nucleic acid binding; zinc ion binding. The coding region runs from base 1 to 5076 and encodes 1691 amino acids.
AUGGCAUUGAUUCCUGAUGAUGCUUCAGAUGAGCAGGACGAUAUUUACUGUACCUUAAAAGAUCGUCACUGUGAAUUAUCCAACAGUGUACAGGAAAUGAUAAAUUAUUCCACUCCUCGAGAACCUACGAACUAUUCCAUUCCUCAACCACAAGUCAUCAUCCAGCAGCAACCGCUAAAAGCGCCAAUACCUACGUUCGACGGCAAUUACUCCAAUUGGCCCAAAUUCAAGGCAAUUUUCCAGGACUUGAUGGCGCAGUCGGGUGAUUCGGAGGCGCUAAAACUAUACCACCUGGAUAAAGCGCUGAUUGGAUCCGCUUCAGGCAUACUGGAUGAAAAGAUAAUCAACGAAGGUAAUUAUCAGCAAGCUUGGAAAGUUCUAACGGAUCGGUACGAAAACAAGCGUGUGAUUGUCGAAUCGCAUAUACGAGGAUUGCUAAAUCUAAAGAGAAUGUCAAAGGGGACAUUUAAAGAACUGGACAACCUGCUGAGCGAAGCAACCGGUCACGUUGAAAGUCUACGGUUCCAGAAACAGGAGCUGAUUGGGAUUUCUGAACACAUCGUAGUGUACCUCAUCGUAACUGCUUUGGACGAUUCAACGCGAAUGGCUUGGGAGCGCACCCAGCAGAGAGGAGAGCUUCCGAAAUACGAUCAAACUAUUUUCUUCCUCAAGACGAACUGCCAAAUCUUGGAACAGUGUGAAUCAUCACGAGCUCUAUCUCAGCCAACAGUUCCCAAGACAAAAGCCAUGUCAAGCAUUAGCAAGAUGCCACCGCUAAAAACAAAUGCAGCCACCACAAGCUCCAGUACCUAUCAAGCGUCGUGUCAAAUCUGUGGUGGUGGACAUUUCAACUUCCAGUGUGAAACGUUCAAGCAACUAACUGCCACACAACGGGCAGAAAAGGUACGAGCAACUGGUUUGUGCUACAACUGCCUCCGCAAGGGUCAUCAGUCGAGAGAAUGUACGUCGAGCAAAACGUGUCAACGAUGCAGCAAAAGACACCAUACCCUCCUCCACGAAGAAACCGGACGGAACAACAGCCAAGAGGGCAAAACAAAUGUCGCUUGCCCCCAGUCACCUCAAAUCGUCAAUCAAGAAGCUGCUAUUCAACCUCCUGUUCCGGUGGUGGAUCAAUCCGUAUCCACUACUUGCUCAAGUAACUAUGUUCCAGCAUCGAAGACCGUUCUACUGCUCACUGCAGUCGUCCAAGCCAUAGACAAGCAUAACCGACCACAUCCGUGCCGAGUUUUACUUGACAGUGGGUCUCAAGUAAAUUUCGUCACUGAGGAAAUGGCAAACCGCCUUGGUGCUCCUAAGAUGCAAGCUAACGUUCCAAUCACAGGAAUCAACGCUUUGAGAAGCCUAGCUCGGGAUAAAGUGUUCAUUAAAUUUCGAUCAAGCUACGGAGGUUUUCAAGCAAAUAUUGAGUGCCUGGUUACUCCCAAAGUGACUGGUAUUAUUCCGAACGUAAGGAUCGAUUUUGAUUCAUGGAAACUUCCAGAAGGCAUCCAGCUCGCCGAUCCACGUUUCUUCCAUCCAGAAAAAGUCGACAUGCUUAUCGGAGGAGAGCUUUUCUUCGAUAUUUUGAAGCCUGACCACUUUAGCCUUGGUACGAAUCUUCCUCAACUACGUGACACUCAUCUAGGAUGGGUGGUAGCAGGCGUGAUAAACGAGCCGUACAUUUCCAAUGCGGCAAUUCAACAUGCCAACGUUGCGUCAAUCAACACCAUUGAGAAAAUGAUGCAACAAUUCUGGAAUAUGGAGGAAGUACCGGAUGUGUCUCCCUUUUCACCCGAACAACUGUCUUGUGAAGCACAUUUUAUGUCAACAUACGAGCGUAAUGAAACCGGCAGGUUCGUGGUGAGAUUACCCUUCAAGGACAACGUAGAUCUGCUAGAUAAUUGUCGUUCUCUGGCAUUAAAACGAUUUCUUAUGCUGGAGACACGCUUAGAACGCAAUCCGGAGCUAAAGCAAUCAUACUGCGAAUUCAUCAAACAAUAUGAGGAGCUUGGCCACUGCCGGGAAAUCAAGGAGGCGGACGAUCCACCGAAUUUGAGCACCUACUACCUUCCACACCAUGCUGUUCUACGACCGUCGAGCUCAACCACCAAGUGUCGUGUGGUAUUCGACGCUAGUGCCAAAUCGGAGACGUCUAAAUUAUCGCUCAACGAAGUGCUACAGGUCGGUCCGGUGGUGCAAAACGGGAUAUUUUCCAUUACGCUGCGAUUCCAGGACAGACGCUUUCUUCGUUGCUUCUGGAGAUCUGAUCCUUCCCAUUCUCUACGGGUACUUGAGUUGAAUACGGUUACAUACGGUACCGCGUGCGCGCCGCAUCAAGCAACGAGGUGUUUGGUGCAGCUAGCUAAGGAUGAUGGCGCUGAUUUUCCUAUCGGUGCUCGCAUUCUGAGUGAAGACUUUUACGUCGAUGAUGCCCUGUCUGGUGCCAACACUAUAGAAGAAGCCAUCGAGUGUCAACGUCAACUAAAAUUUCUUCUUGCUCGAGGUGGAUUUCACAUCCACAAAUGGUGUUCAAACUCGAACGAAUUCCUCGAACACAUACCGCCAGCCGAUCGUGAAAGGAGGGUUCCAUUAACCGAAUAUGGACCGAACGAGGUGAUAAAGGUGCUUGGUUUAUUGUGGGAUCCUAACGUCGACGUCUUUUUGAUUGCUAAUCCACCUAGCAGUUGUAUUCCGAAAGAUAAGCCAGCCACAAAACGAGAAAUUUAUUCUGAGGUGGCAAAGUUAUUCGACCCACUUGGGCUUUUCGCGCCGGUUAUCGUUAUUGCCAAGCUAUUGGUACAACAGCUGUGGAGAACGUCAGCAGGAUGGGAUGAUCCAAUCGACAAAACAUGUCAAGAAAAAUGGUCUGUUCUUCAUGUGUCGCUGCCAGAACUUCAACUUAUCAAGGUUCCACGAUGUGUUGCAUUUCCUGAUAGUGUCGCUUAUGAAUUGCAUGGCUUCGCUGAUGCAUCAAAUGUGGCUUAUGGUGCGUGCAUCUAUUUGCGAAGCAUUUUCGUUGAUGGUUCUGCACGAUUGCGUCUUUUAUGCAGCAAAUCAAAGGUCGCUCCAUUGCACGAUCUUUCCAUUCCACGGAAGGAACUUUGUGCUGCCCUUCUAUUGACGCAAUUAAUCGCCCAAGUGAUUCCUGCGCUCCAGAUGCCUUUUCGAAGAGUUGUCCUUUGGUCGGACAGUACAAUCGUUUUGGCUUGGCUCAAGAAGCCAUUGGAUCAGCUUCAAACGUUCGUGAGGAAUCGGAUUGCGAUUAUACAAACAGAGACCAAGGAGCAUGAAUGGAAUUAUAUUCGUUCGGCAAACAAUCCCGCCGACAUCGUUUCACGAGGGCAGCUGCCGGAGGACUUGAAACAAAACAUCCUUUGGUGGAAUGGUCCACAUUUUCUGGAGGAGUGCACAUACGAGGUCGACGAAGUUGAAGAAAUUCCUGAGAACAAUCUUCCUGAGCUUAAAGCUCAUGUUGCAGCGCCUGAAAGUAGCUGCGACCCUUUUCCAUUCUUCCUGCAUCAUAGUUCGUUUAGGAAAAUCCAACGUAUCAUGGGAUAUGUUUUGAGGUUUAUCAGCAACUGCCGGGGUAUCCGGACAUCGAAUCCGGUGAAACAAAUUCCUCUCACUAUCGUAGAACUUCGUCAAGCAUCAGAAGCAAUCGUGAAGGUGAUCCAGCGUUUGCAUUUCGGCGAUGAAAUUCAACGAGUGGUUUCCAAACAAACAUGUAAGCGUCUUGGCAACCUGAGUCCAGUGUAUGAUAACGGCUUACUACGAGUCGGAGGGCGAUUGGAUCGCUCUAAAUUGCCGUUUGCAUCGAAGCAUCAACUCAUUAUUCCCGACAAAGAUCCUGUAAUAAAGAAAAUGAUUAGUGCGUUGCAUGUAGAACAUCUCCACGUUGGACAAACUGGUUUAAUCAGUGUUAUUCGCCAAAGAUACUGGCUCCUGAACGCGAAAUCUACUGUGCGACAAGUCGCUCGUUCCUGUGUCAAAUGUUUUCGUGUUAAUCCCGUUGAAAUCAAGCAGCUGAUGGGGAAUCUACCGUCGUCAAGAGUCGUGCCAUCACCACCUUUCGCAGUGACUGGGGUGGAUUAUGCAGGUCCGUUCCAAGUAAGACAAGGUUCACAUCGUCCGAUGCUGAUGAAAUCGUAUGUUGCGGUUUAUGUAUGUAUGGCGACGAAGGCUGUGCAUUUGGAAAUUGUAUCGGAUUUAUCAACUGAUGCCUUCCUGGCGUCAUUAAGAAGAUUUGUUAGCAGAAGAGGAAUGGUACAGCAAAUACAUUCGGACAAUGCUACUAAUUUUCACGGAGCGGAGAAUGAACUACAUGCGUUAUACCAGCAAUUCCAAGACCAACAAGUGGUGAAGAAAAUCCAACAGUUUUGCCAAGUUCGGGAAAUCCAGUGGCAAUUCAUUCCACCGGACGCACCAGAGUUCGGUGGUCUCUGGGAAGCAGCAGUUAAGGCGACGAAAUUCCACCUGAAGCGCAUAGUGGGCAAUGUAAAACUCACGUUUGAAGAAAUGGCGACUAUUCUGACGGAGAUAGAAGCUAUUUUGAACUCUCGUCCAUUGUUCAGUUUGUCCAGUGAUUCAUCAGACCCACAGGUAAUUACACCAGCUCAUUAUUUGAUAGGUCGACCCUUGAAUGCUCCAGCCGAGCCAUCCUUGGAAGAUAUCAAGGUCAACCGACUUGAUAGAUGGCAGCAUCUGCAACUAAUGCGUGAGCAUUUCUGGCGAGCGUGGUCUAGGGACUACCUCAAUACUCUUCAGCCACGUAAGAAAAACCUACAUGUAACAACAAAUCUGCGGCCUGGAAUGGUAAUCCUUCUCCACGAUAAGAACCAACCACCGCUCAGUUGGAAACUGGGCAGAAUCACAGCUGUGUAUCCAGGUGAUGACGGCUUAGUCCGAGCCGUUGACGUAUUCAGCAAUGGAGCAACCUACCGCCGGCCCAUCAACAAGGUUUCAGUUCUUCCUAUCGAGGACAACAUCGUCUCUUCUUCUGUGCCUAGUUCUGUUGAUACGAUGUCUCAACCGGGGGGAGAAUGUUCCGUUCGUCACAGCAGCGACGCCCAAUAUUGA